Molecule: messenger RNA, 339 nt
Organism: Entrophospora sp. SA101
Lineage: Eukaryota; Fungi; Glomeromycota; Glomeromycetes; Entrophosporales; Entrophosporaceae
Source: the annotation of a GenBank genome assembly
AUGGUUAACUUAUUUAAAAAAGAUGAGUCAAUAAAACCUUAUGGUGGUUAUAAAUUAACUUUCUAUCCUGACGAAUUUGUUUUGCCAGGAGGAAAGGACAAGCAAUUGCUCCAUAUUCAUGUCAUUGGCCAAGAAGGAGAAAUAAGAGUAUAUUUACCAAGAUUGGAUAUUGAAACUAAAAGAGUAAAAGAAAUUAAGCAAGAAGUAAAUCCAAAAAUAAAAGGGGCAAAUUUUUCGCAACCGAAAAUUGUUGCUUGUCAAACAAGUAAAGAAAAAUUAACCGCCCAAUUAGAUGAUGGUCGCGAAGUCAGUAUUUUGCUUAGUUGGCUUAGCAAAUGA